GACGUGAGUUGACCAGCUCCGCGGCGGGUUCGCGGAGAUCAGUGGCCAGCGGCAUCGGGUGCCCGGCCGGCCAGCGUCCGAGGUUGUGCGGGACGGUGUUUGGCCGGGGCCAUGACGGGCAAUGCCGGGGAGUGGUGCCUCAUGGAAAGCGACCCCGGGGUCUUCACCGAGCUCAUUAAAGGAUUCGGUUGCCGAGGUGCCCAAGUAGAAGAAAUAUGGAGUUUAGAGCCUGAGAAUUUUGAAAAAUUGAAGCCUGUUCACGGGUUAAUUUUUUUGUUCAAGUGGCAGCCAGGAGAAGAACCAGCAGGCUCUGUGGUUCAGGACUCCAGACUUGACACGAUAUUUUUUGCCAAGCAGGUAAUUAAUAAUGCUUGUGCUACACAAGCCAUAGUCAGUGUGUUAUUGAACUGCACUCAUCAAGAUGUUCAUUUAGGAGAGACGUUGUCGGAGUUUAAAGAAUUUUCACAAAGUUUUGAUGCAGCUAUGAAAGGUUUGGCACUGAGCAAUUCAGAUGUCAUCCGACAAGUGCACAACAGCUUCGCCAGACAGCAGAUGUUUGAAUUUGAUGCAAAGACAUCAGCCAAAGAAGAAGAUGCUUUUCACUUUGUCAGUUACGUUCCUGUUAACGGAAGACUGUAUGAGUUAGACGGACUGCGGGAAGGACCGAUUGAUUUAGGUGCGUGCAAUCAGGACGACUGGAUCAGCGCCGUGAGGCCCGUCAUAGAGAAAAGGAUACAAAAGUACAGUGAAGGUGAAAUUCGAUUUAACUUAAUGGCCAUUGUGUCUGACAGAAAAAUGAUAUAUGAACAGAAGAUAGCAGAGUUACAAAGACAGCUUGCCGAGGAGGAACCCAUGGAUACGGAUCAGGGUAACAUGUUAAGUGCUAUUCAGUCAGAGGUGGCCAAAAAUCAGAUGCUUAUUGAAGAAGAAGUGCAGAAACUAAAAAGAUAUAAGAUUGAAAAUAUCAGAAGGAAGCACAAUUACCUGCCUUUCAUUAUGGAAUUGUUAAAGACGUUAGCAGAACACCAGCAGUUAAUACCACUGGUAGAAAAGGCAAAAGAAAAACAGAACGCAAAGAAAGCACAGGAAACCAAAUAAAGAUGCUUUGGGAUGUGCACACAUUUCUGCUUCUGCAAUUAUUUCCAUGGGAACCAUUAAGUGUAAAGGACAUUGAGCAACACCCCGACUGACUCUGCACGUUUGGCGAUAGUACCGGUCUGUUUUGUCGUUAAUGCAUGGACCCACAAACGUUUCCCUACCUGCAUCAUGUGCAUGGAGUGCCUAUUAAAUACAAAUGAUGCUGAGAGUGCUUGCCCAAAUUCCAUUAUUUGACCUUGGACCUGAGAACUUCUGUGAUUCCCUGCAUAUAUAGCUACUGUAAUGGGCCUAGAAAAUGAACAAAUGGUAUUCUCUACCUGUAAUUGUUAAAAUUAAUCCUUUGAUCACUUAGCUCUGUCAAAUGCUUAAAGUUUAUAAAUGUCAGAUCUUGAAUGAACGUGAUCUCUUGUUUCUUCUGAUCAUUAAUGGGAAAAAAAUCAGUAUUUCUGUCUUGGAUAAUUAAAUAUUUUGAGGAUUUUAAAA
Messenger RNA from Artibeus jamaicensis (Jamaican fruit-eating bat), 1581 nucleotides. RefSeq names its product ubiquitin C-terminal hydrolase L5 (gene UCHL5). The transcript has 11 exons. Gene Ontology annotation, molecular function: proteasome binding; cysteine-type deubiquitinase activity. The record is from RefSeq and is a predicted model, not a curated record. Gene Ontology annotation, cellular component: Ino80 complex; cytoplasm. The coding region runs from base 112 to 1098 and encodes 328 amino acids. Gene Ontology annotation, biological process: ubiquitin-dependent protein catabolic process; protein deubiquitination. NCBI's taxonomy places the organism in Eukaryota, Metazoa, Chordata, Mammalia, Chiroptera, Phyllostomidae.